Molecule: messenger RNA, 3001 nt
Organism: Urocitellus parryii (Arctic ground squirrel)
Lineage: Eukaryota; Metazoa; Chordata; Mammalia; Rodentia; Sciuridae
Gene: Ubald1
Product: UBA like domain containing 1
Molecular function (GO): protein binding
Source: RefSeq, a predicted model, not a curated record
AGCGGGCAGCGCGGCGGCGCCAUGUCCGUGAACAUGGACGAGCUCAAGCACCAGGUCAUGAUCAACCAGUUCGUGCUGACGGCGGGCUGCGCGGCCGACCAGGCGAAGCAGCUGCUGCAGGCGGCCCACUGGCAGUUCGAGACAGCCCUCAGCGCCUUUUUCCAGGAGACCAACAUACCCUACAGCCACCACCAUCACCAGAUGAUGUGCACUCCUGCCAACACCCCUGCCACACCCCCCAACUUCCCCGACGCCCUCGCCAUGUUCUCCCGUCUCAAGGCUUCUGAGAGCUUCCACGGAGGCAGCAGCGGGAGCCCAAUGGCCACGACAGCCACCUCGCCCCCACCACACCUCCCCCAUGCCACCACGGGCAGCUUUGCAGCACCCAGCUGGCCGACUGCAGCCUCACCCCCYGGAGGCCCACAGCACCACCAGCCACAGCCACCCCUGUGGACUCCGGCACCCCCUUCCCCRCCUUCAGACUGGCCACCCCUGGCCCCCCAACAGGCUGCCUCAGAACCCAGGGCUCACCCUGCCAUGGAGGCAGAGAGAUAAGGGAGGCCCCUCCCCCCUCCCGGAGGCCAGGACCCCGUGGGGCGGGGGAGAGGACRUCUCCGUGGGCCCCCUUGACCCCUUCUCUGUCUGCGCCCCUGUGCCCCAGAGCCCUGGAGGGGGUGACGGGACUCUAGCCAGGUGGGUGUGUGUCGUGCCAGCAGGCACAGCUGCACUCAUGCGAGUUCACGGAGCACAGGCACACAGCCCCCAGCUCGCAUGGACUUGGCUCAAGAGUGGCUUAGGCGCCUGACGGACGGCACCUUGGAGACCAACAGGCCUUCCCAUGAGGACUCACCCACCCUCCCCUGACCCAGCCCAGGGGUGCUCCAGGCAGUCACCCAGUGGAGACAUGGCCAGCUCCUGACUUGGCGCUCCGCGGGGCUGGCAGGCCUAGGUCCCUACACUUGGGAAUGCAGAGCCUUCUCCGCAUGUGCGUGUGUAGCUGUGUCUGUAUUUAUACGUUUGUCACUCUUUAAAAAGCAACCUAGAUUACGGGGCAGCUGGACUUUGCAUGUUAGAGUGAGCCCCAAGCCCCUUGCCCACCACCCUUCCCCUCAGGGCCUUGCCUCUCACCCCAGCCCCUUGUCAGCCAGCAUUGCUCUUUCCUGCAGAGAAAAGGAUUAUGGGAAACUCCAGGACUCCUCCCACUAUCCCCAGCGCCUGCCUGCUGGGGCUGCCUGCAUGCCUCCCCCAGAGCCCAGGGGUACCUGAUUCCUAUCUCCUUUCCCCAUUUUAACAGAAGAGAAGAAAAUUCCAAACCACCCCAGGCUUUGUGGUCUUGCCUUGUGCCCUAGGCUUUGCUGCCAGCUUGCUCUGGAUAAGAAUGCCUAGCAGUGUCCAGGCCACUCCAGUCUCACCCAGCUCCACACYGCUGCCUAUCACUGUCUUCGUUCAGAACCUGUCCUGGAAUCUUCCUACCCACCCAAGGCUUUUCCCAUGAAGUUAGUUUUCUGGCUUGUGAUUCCAGAAUACCACCCCUCUUCCUGCUUAGGACAGAUCUCAACCCCCAGUUUUGAGUGAGCAGGACUAAUGACUGCUUCCCUCUUCCUGGGCUUCWCAUAGGACUUUUCUUGGAUCCUCUGAGUUCAGCCUCACAGCACAGCUAGUGGGGCAGCCCACUGGCCCCAGUCCACCUGGGAAACCUGGGUAUGGAGGAGGGAAGGGGAGUCCACUCUGCAGUUUUUCCACUCUGGGAUGGAAGAAAUUCUCAGUCCCCCACAAGUGGUAGGAAAAUGCUUUGCAGAGUGAGUUUGUGUUUUGGAUCAUCUGCCAUGUGGGUAAGGGCAUGGGCCCUUCCCAGGGCAGACUGCUGGGUGGCUCUAAGGGUCAGCUAUGCACAAGAUAGCACACAGUCUAGAUUCUGCACAGUUGGAUGCUGGGUAGCAUUUUUAAAAAGUAACCAAUGGCCCCUAGGGGACCAAAGUAGGCCCCAGAUUAACAGCAUCACUCAGUCCCCAGCUCAGACCCUCUGGUACCAAAAGCAACACCAAAGUGUCAGAUGCCCUACAUAUCUUUACUAAAUGCUGGAGUUUGGGGUGUCAUUCGGAACCCAUGUCUGCCCUUGGGGCCACUGUGGGCUGGGCCUGGAGGUCUCAGGUAGUCAUUUUGAAGGCAGAAGGAACUUGGAAGCUCCUGUAGAUCUGGCCUUUCCAACGCUGCCAUUGUUGACAUCGGGAACUGGACUGCUGUCCCCUGUAGUAUGGGUUUCCUCUACAUCGAGAUAUCAAGUAGCAUCCCAGAAGCCUACCCUAGAAACAGUAGCACCACCAGUUGUGACAAUCAAAAAUAUCUACUGAUAUCUGCUUUGGGAGAAGUCACCCCAGUGGAGGGCUCCUAUCUAAUCCUGCGGUUUGCACACUUGGCUGCCCUUCUAUAUCAGAAUUUGGGGAGAAGACCCCCAGUGGAUACCUGUGAUCCAUCUGCCUAAACUAAUGCCACUCACGUUACACUUCAAAAAAGUGAGCUUUAUGGUGUGCCAGUUAUGCCAGCAAAGCUGUUACUAAAAAUAAAAGCACUCCUAGAGGAUUCUGAUGCAGCUGCCCCUCACGUGGUACAGCUACCACCUCCUGCUUCCCAAACCUGCAGACCAAGAAGGCCCCUGAGUGCUUGUCAGUCAUGCUUGAGGCAGCUGCUUCAGAGGAGAGGCCUAGACUGACAGUUAAGUGUCCUAGGAAAGGAGGGGUCUUUGGGCAGAGUAGGCUGGAACAGGGCCUGGGAAUCUGUUUCCCAAUGGAUGCCAAAGCUGUGUUGGGUAUGCUUUCAGGCCCUGGCCUGAGCAUCCUGUAGACAAGGGAGGGGCUGCAAGAGUGGUCCAGGACUAGCAGGGUGGCCCACAAAGACACCACAUGCCUCACAACUCGAGUGUGACAACAUGGGACCUUCUGCAGCUUAAUUCAAACCUGAAGCUGAAAAGCAAAACAGACCAGCGACGACACAUGUUCAAAAG